AUGUAUAGUAGGAUCAUCAGAAGAAUCCAAGUGAAUGCUGGAAUUGGGGGCACUCAUUGCAUUCUCAGAGGAGGAGGAGACUCGAUGACUGAGCGUAUGGAGUUGUUACAAAUACUCUUGCAGCAGGCCGCCAGAGGGACGGCUCCGACGGCAGCGCCGGUGGCGGCUCAUUUUAGGUCAUCGAAGAAUCUUAAUAUUGUUCUUACUGCUGAAAAACACAAAUUUGUGCUGGAUGAAGUUUGUCCUGAAGCCCCUAAAGAUGACUCCACGGAAUCUCAAAAGGCUGCAUAUGAAAAGUGGCAUCAUUCUGAUAAGAUGGCUUGUUGUUACAUUUUGGCAUCCAUGUCAAAUGUAUUACAACAGAAACAUCAGAAUAUGCAAACUGCUUUUGACAUAAUGGAAAGCCUUCAAGAGAUCUUUGGACAUCAAAGCCGACAAGCUAGGCAAGCCCCCAUUAGGGCAAUUAUGAACACACGCAUGAAAUCGGAUGCAUCUGUAAGGGACCAUAUGUCAACCAUGAUUGGUCACUUCAAUACUGUAGAGGUUUUCGGAGCUGGCAUUGAUUCCGAGACGCAGAUUGACAUGGUUCUUGAGACUCUUCCUGAGAUGUUCUCACAAUUUAUAGUUGAUUAUAAUCUACACAAGAUGGACAUGUCUCUGACGAAAUUAAUGAAAGAGCUACAAAAUGCUGAAUCUGUUCUAAAAGUUAGAAGUGGAAGUGCUUUGACUGUUACAGACGAACCCUCUUAUCCUAAGCCUUCUGGUGGCAAAUGA
Messenger RNA from Olea europaea var. sylvestris, 774 nucleotides. RefSeq lists its product as uncharacterized. The transcript is spliced from 3 exons. Lineage: Eukaryota; Viridiplantae; Streptophyta; Magnoliopsida; Lamiales; Oleaceae. The coding region runs from base 1 to 774 and encodes 257 amino acids. The record is from RefSeq and is a predicted model, not a curated record.